GCGUGCGUGCGUGCGUGCGCGAGUGUGCGUGCGUGUGUUUACUGGAAGAACCUCUGAACGGAGGAGGCGGAGCCUUACGAACAUCGGCUUUACUCACUGGAAACAACCUCCAAUAACCUCUCCACACACGGACGGGAUUUCUCCCGGCACACAUCACCGUCGCCACAUUCCUCCGCUCAGGAAAGAAACCCACACACAUUUCUGGAUACUUUUUGUUGGAUUUUAAUGCCUGAAUUAAAAAUUUAUCUAGCACUACUCUCGGGUAGUUUGCAUAGAUUUUCCUUUGGCGACGAGCGGCGGCGGUGCGGGACUCAACAUAUCCGCAAGCUGUGUUUAGGUGCUCUCUCCCAGCCCCUCUCUGGAUGCAUCAGACUCCUCUGCCCCGGGGCCCUGGACCCGGUGUGUGACCCCGCCACCCUCACCCCAGUCCCCCCACCCCUCUUGUUCCUCUCCCUCUGCCCCAAACUCCUUCCCACCUGUCCACCUCGACUCUCCUGUACCAGGCCCCCUGCCUCUCGACCGGCGGGCAGAGGCAGGGGGCCAUGGCGCCAUGGUAACCUUCAGCGGACGCAGCCCCCUCGCCAUGAGCAGCGUGACCCCUCCGGAGGGCAGGGUUCAGGGGUCGAACUUUACCCCGCAUCACUUCAAGCCCUUUAGAUCGCAUGCACACUACCAGCAGGUGAUGCGUGCAUUGCGAAAGCUACAGGAGAGUGGGUUUUACUGGGGUGCUGUGGGGGGCCGGGAAGCCAGCUCCAUGCUGCGCUCUGAACCGCCCGGCACCUUCCUGAUCCGCGACUCCUCGGACCACCACCACUUCUUCACUCUCUCAGUCCAGACGGCCCGAGGGACCAAGAACCUGCGCAUCCACAGCGAAGGAGGUGGCUUCUUCUUACAGCCGGACCCCCAAAACACCCAAGAGCCCCCGCAGUUUGAUUGCGUACUGAAGCUCAUAGCGCACUACAUGGGCAAAGGGCCGGACGCAGGAAGGAGCAGAGAUGGAGCGUGUGGGGGCGAUUCAGGAGAGGCAGAAAUGAAGGGACGCAGCGUAUAUCUGAUCCACACCGGCGGAGAAAGGAUUCCCUUGGAAUUGCGACGGCCCCACUUGACUUCUCUCUCGUCCCUGCAGCACAUGUGCAGGAGGACCCUGAACAGCCUGGGGGCGUCGGAGCGAGCCGAGCAGCUGCCGCACACUCUUAGAGACUUCUUGGAGGAGUACGAUGCUCCUAUAUGACUGACAGGGACUACAGACGUUCCACAACAUGGACCGGGUGCCUGGAGGACGGCGCAGACCAGUUCUCAGCACCCAUGUGAUUUUGUGCGCCAUCACCUACCGACCAGAGUUAGCCUUAGAUGCCAGUGUGAGGUCAGUUUUUUUUUUUUUUGAGAACAGAAUCAGCUGGUCCCUGCUCUGUUUCAACACUGAUGGACGUCGUCUAUCUAGAGUCUCCCGCUGACCUGGGGUCUGGGAUGGGGAGUGUGAUUUGGGUAACCAACUAUUACUUUGUCCGUCCUGACUUGCAGAUGAAGCCAGAGGUCAGAGGUCAAGGUUUCCUAUGACUGACUCAGACGCAGAGAAGAGCCUCGUAGAAGAUUAACCUGAUUGGUAGAUAUUAACAAUGACCGCAACGAUUUGAUCAAUAUGCCGCCCGUGAUCCCCGUGGGUUUAAUCUGCUUAAAAAGUCUCCUCUGGAAGCCUGACAUUUACAGCACUUUGGUUCACUGGACAGAAAGAAAGAAAAGAAGGCAACGAACAGAAAGGCUUAGAGGGGGUGAAUGCAGGAGGAGUAACAGAGAAAAGGCAUAGUCCAAAGCAGGAGUCCGACGCCGAGAACGUACAGCAUUUGUUUGUCUCAGAGUGUGUGUGUGUGUGUGUUGUGGUGGCGCACACAUUUCCAUUGCUGCUUCCCGCAAAUGUUGCCUCAUAGAGGGGAGUGGGGUGGUCAUGCAUGCUAGCUGUGUGCACACACACACUCACACACAGCCACACACAUACACACACAGGUACACACACACACACACACACGUAGGUUCUGUUAGCGUGGGAACAAGACGGGGGAGAAGAAGCAUUACAAAGCAUCUUCUUCUCCUGUUUGUUUCUUGCUUCUCCUCUGUUAGCAACCCCCCCCCUUUUUUUGUUUCUGAGUCGCAUGUGCACUUUGACAGUGACAGAAAACAGACUUCUGUUGCAGAGACAAAAGCUUGAUACUGAGACAAAAGCCCUGGCACAGGACCAAACAAAACAGCAGAUCUUAUUUUUAUCCAGACUGGCUGGAAAAAUGUCAGCGACACUGUAAAGCUCUUUGGGGAAUGACAACCACGACGAUCCAAGAGACCGGGGGAGGGUGAGAACGAGGACUAAGGAGAAGGAGAAGAGCGGGAAAUGGGAUUAGGAAAGGGAAACUGAAGAGGACAGAGAGCUGGGGGGGGGGGGCUCGGGUGGGGGAGAAGGGGGAGGAGACAUACUGGUAUACAGCUAAACAAAAACACUGAUGUGAUUGAGGGCCCAGCCUUAGAGGAAAUAGUCCAGCUCAACAGGACGCAGCUCCUGUAAAUAUAAAGCCAGGUUUGCUCAGAAGCCCCCAAGAGAAAACGAAGAGUUUGAAUCCUCUCGCAAUGAUUUCUUCUUUACAUUAUCAUCUCGAACGUAUUUCUUUUUGUGCUGGUGUGUUUGAGUGUCUGUUUGUUCCCUCCUCUCGUGAAGGAGAUAAGAGAGGAGUUACGUGGACUCCUUAAUCCCUGUACCUUCAGAAAGGGUUUCUCGCCCCACCGACCUUCCAUCGUUACCUCUGAAGCCGGAGUUGGGUUUGUCUGUCUGAAUGUCAAGGGACCGCAAGACUUCUUUUAAAGUGAUUCUUUAAAGAAAAGACAAAAAAAACAACAAAAAAACAAAAAACAAGCCUUUUGUAAAACAAAGUACAAGACUCGGAUUUGAUCAAAACUGUUUGUUUCUUGACUGUGUUUGACCAGUGCUCGUAUUUACCUGUGAUCCAUAUUGGAGUGGUAGCCUUUUCACAUCCUGAACAUGCUGUGAUCUCAUGUGGCCGCCGGAGACAAGAGCACUGAAAUACACCACAGUGAUCCAUACUUUUUCUUUUUGUCAAAUCUCAGUCUGUAUUUUCUCACAUCAACACCAAGUUCUUACAUGUGUUGCAGCGGUGGACCGCACGUGUAUGUCGAUCAUUUGUCUUUUAUAAAGACUCUAGUGCAAAAGGCUGGCCACUAGUCUGGCAACAAUACAAGCUGUAAUAUCUGAAAUGACAAAGCAUUACAGAAAAAAAAAACAAAACAUAAAUGAAAAGGAACCUUGCACAUAUUUAUAUUUCUAAAAUAUUUCAAUAAUUUAUAUUAAAGAGCACUAUUUUUACAAAAGUCAA
Molecule: messenger RNA, 3374 nt
Organism: Scatophagus argus
Lineage: Eukaryota; Metazoa; Chordata; Actinopteri; Scatophagidae
Product: suppressor of cytokine signaling 3-like
Exons: 3
Coding region: 551-1231 (226 amino acids)
Biological process (GO): phosphatidylinositol phosphate biosynthetic process; intracellular signal transduction
Cellular component (GO): phosphatidylinositol 3-kinase complex
Molecular function (GO): 1-phosphatidylinositol-3-kinase regulator activity
Source: RefSeq, a predicted model, not a curated record